AUGAGUCUCGCGCUUCGACGGAUUCAACGUCUUCGAAGCCCUGUAAUUACUCCGAUUAGGGUGACAAAUGUGCGAUCUCGUCAUAGCCUGGCUAGAAUUUGGAUUCCAGGUAGUUCAGCUUUUUAUCCUGGAUACUUACUAAUGGGACAAACUUUGAGUGAACCGGUAACCACAAAGGAAUCGGCAUCAUGCGUUAAUGAGCUGUUCACGGUAGGCAGUUCGUGUAUGCAAGGAUGGCGAAUAAAUAUGGAGGAUGCACAUACACACUUACUUUCAUUGCCGGAUGAUCCACGUUGCGCAUUUUUUGCCGUCUAUGAUGGUCACGGCGGUCCGAAAGCAUCUCAAUUUGCCGGCAUCAACCUGCACAAACAGAUUCUUCAACAAGCUGAUUACGCACAAGGAAAUUUACCGGAAGCAUUACGGAAGGGAUUCUUGGCCCUCGACGAGCAAAUGCGAUCCGACGAUGAGAUGAGAGAUGACGUCUCUGGGGCGACAGCAGUGGUUGUAUUAGUUAAAGAUGAUAUCAUUCACUGUGCAAAUGUUGGCGAUUCGCGAGCAGUUGUUUCUGUCUGCGGUGAAGCUCGACCAUUGUCAUUUGACCAUAAACCAGCUAACGAGAAAGAGGCAAAACGAAUUCUUGCUGCCGGAGGCUGGGUAGAAUUUAAUCGCGUGAACGGUAAUUUGGCCCUUUCUCGAGCGCUUGGUGACUUUGUUUUCAAACGAAACGAAUCCAUUCCACCUGAGGAACAGAUUGUUACUGCGUAUCCGGAUGUUAUUUCCGAAAACGUCACAGAUGAUCACGAAUUCAUAGUACUAGCAUGUGAUGGUAUCUGGGACGUGUUAAGCAAUCAGGAAGUGGUCGACUUUGUACGUGAGAGGCUUGCUGAGCACAGAGAUCCACAAACGAUUUGUGAAGAGUUACUGACGCGAUGCCUAGCACCAGAUGCACAGAUGGGUGGUGUAGGAUGUGAUAAUAUGACGGUAGUUAUUGUUGGUUUACUGCAGAAGCAAAGUUUCGAGAAUCUGGUCAGCAAAUGCGCUCGACCAUCACGUGCCGAUGAGAAGAAAGAGGAAGUGAAUAGUGACGAAGAUAUUCGGCAACCUGUAGAGAAGGAGAAAACACCCGCGAGUGAGCUCGAGGAGGAAGAGGAAGCUCCACCCGUGGAGUUCACCGCUUAA
Necator americanus (New World hookworm) is the source of this 1179-nucleotide messenger RNA. RefSeq lists its product as uncharacterized. Gene Ontology annotation, biological process: protein dephosphorylation. NCBI's taxonomy places the organism in Eukaryota, Metazoa, Nematoda, Chromadorea, Rhabditida, Ancylostomatidae. The transcript has 10 exons. Gene Ontology annotation, molecular function: protein serine/threonine phosphatase activity; cation binding. The coding region runs from base 1 to 1179 and encodes 392 amino acids. The record is from RefSeq and is a predicted model, not a curated record.